UUUACCUUCAUAGUAGCUCAAGCAUAAAGUACUCGAAAGGCGUCAUUCCGUUGAUUGCUAUUGGACCGCAGUUUAACAUGUUCACAUCAUUUGAAGAACUGGUUCAAAUAAAAUAUAGAAAUACCGCUUGGUUUUGAGGAUUAAAGCAUUCUGAGAUACCAUUUGCAACUCAAGUACCGAGCAACAAAGUUGGAAAAUUAGAAAAAAAACAACAAAACAUCAAAAGUCAUUAUGGAUGAAACAGUUCAGAGCGACAAAUCUGAAACGAUCAGUCUUCCAGAGAGAUCGCCAGAGCCACCUGUAGUAGAGGAGCCAGUUACUAUCGACCGAGAGGGGCGCGAGACAUGGAAAGGCCAGUUCGACUUCCUCAUGACUCUGGUCGGAUUCAGCGUCGGCAUCGGAAACAUCUGGCGCUUCCCUUACCUGUGCUACAAAAAUGGGGGAGGAGUGUUUUUUAUACCCUAUUUCAUAGCACUAUUUGGCGCCGGAAUCCCAUUGCUAUUCCUAGAAGUCUCAUUGGGUCAGUUUACAUCCGCAAGUGGAGUGAAAUCGUGGAUGAUCUACCCUUUGACCAAAGGAAUCGGAGUCGCCACCUCGUUUGUCGUCUUCAAUCUCAACACUUAUUACGUAAUAGUUAUAUCAUGGGGACUUUAUUACCUCUAUUCGUGUUUCACUUUGGGAGAUCUGCCGUGGACAAUUUGCGAUCCGUCUUAUGGGGAGAUUUGUUCAGAUAACAAUGGAACAGGAGGACUGAACAACUCAAACUUAGUUGAGCUGUAUUGGGAAAAACAGGUUUUAGGCCUCAGUUCGGGACUGCAAAAUUUGGGUUCAGUUCAACUGCACAUGGCCAUUAGUUUACUAGUGGCUUGGAUUAUUGUCUACGCCUGCAUUAUUAAAGGUGUGCAAUGGACAGGAAAGAUAGUCUGGUUUACUGGUCUGUUUCCCUAUUUCAUGCUCAUAGUUCUCUUCAUCAGAGGCGUGACCUUGGAAGGAGCCGCAAGUGGCAUCAGCUACUACCUCUACCCAGACUUCUCCAAACUUUCCGAGGGAACUGUUUGGCUUGAUGCAGGAACCCAGGUCUUUUUCUCCAUGUCACUGGGUCUCGGAUCCAUGCAGACGUUGGGAAGCUACAACCACUUUCAUCAUAAUUGCCUUCGCGACUGCAUAGUUUACGCAAUAAUUAACUGCUGCACGAGUAUUUUCGGCGGGAUUUGUAUCUUCUCGGUUCUGGGCUAUAUGGCCCACGAGAUGGAUCUUCCGAUAUCCGAAGUAACAAGAGGGGGUCCUGGAUUGACUUUCAUUGCCUACCCGAAAGCAAUCUCGCUCAUGCCGACUAUGACCAAACUACUGUCGAUUAUGUUUUUCCUCAUGCUGAUUUUUCUAGGCUUAGACAGUCAAUUUGUGGGCGUUGAAGGCUUUACGUCACAAUUCAUGGAUGCCUUUCCCAAAAUGUUUGCUUUUAAGCACUCUAGAGCUGUGUUCAUAACUGUGUUGAGCAUCGUUUACUACUUCAUAGGUCUCAUAAUGACCACUGAAGGAGGCAUGUACAUCUUCCAGAUUAUGGACUUCUACUCAGCCAGUGGCAUCGUACUCCUGUUCGUCUGUUUCUGCGAGACCAUAGCAGUAGCUUAUUUCUACGGCAGCCGACGUUACGUAAACGACUUAGAAUACAUGCUAGGCUUCAAAACUCCAGUUUAUUUCCAGAUUAGCUGGCUUGUAAUAACACCCGUGACGUGCGUUUUAAUCGCCGGGAUCUUUCUAGCAACAAUCCAACCGUUGACCUACGGAAAUUAUACUUACCCAACUUGGUCGCAGUUUUUAGGAUGGGGCAUUACUUCAGUUACAUGUUUGACUAUACCAGUGACGAUGUUUGUUCAGUGCAUAACUAGCAAAGGCGACCUUGAAGGGUUAAUAACCGCAGUUUAUAAGAAACAUCAAGUCCACUCGAAAUCCGAACAUCCUUACGUGAUCAAAGGGACUCCUAGCGCGCAACAAAAUAAUCUUCAAGAAACAGAGUUUAAUAUUCGUACCACCGAGUGUAUUUAAAGAGCAAGAUUACUAUUUCAUCUUAAAUACAAAAUAGAGUAUACUGCAGAUCCAAGACAGAUGAAUUUAUUUGAAAAGCGUGAUUUUGUAUAUUUAAGAGCACCCAAUUCAUUGUUUAACUUCAUAAUCCAAGAACACAGGCAGAAAGCGAUUUCAUGAUCAACUAGAAUCGAGUGUUCUCAAUGGAUAUCAUAGCUUAACCGUAAAUGAUUCAAACUUCGGUCCAAUAAAAAACUUCGGUCCAAUAAUUUCAGCCUAAAAACAGUAACUUAAAAUCUGCACGAGGUCUCACCCAUAUUCGGUAUCUCACUGUUUUUUCAACAAUUGAGCAAGUUUUGAUUUGAGAAAUCACAAAAAACUUUGACGGGUC
Messenger RNA from Symsagittifera roscoffensis, 2416 nucleotides. RefSeq names its product sodium- and chloride-dependent GABA transporter 2-like. The coding region runs from base 232 to 2046 and encodes 604 amino acids. Gene Ontology annotation, cellular component: plasma membrane. The record is from RefSeq and is a predicted model, not a curated record. Lineage: Eukaryota; Metazoa; Xenacoelomorpha; Acoela; Convolutidae. The transcript has 4 exons. Gene Ontology annotation, molecular function: gamma-aminobutyric acid:sodium:chloride symporter activity. Gene Ontology annotation, biological process: sodium ion transmembrane transport.